AAAAUGACUAAACAUCAAUGCAGAGGGUUACAGUAUCAAAUGUACAAGGUUUUGGAUCCAAGAAACACGAUAACCAAAACGAGUGUAGUGAAACCGCAAUAAAAUAACCUAUCAAAAACGAGUCAUCAAUGUAAAUGACACUAGAUAUCGGAAAUAUUAUUUCCUUUUUAGGAAAAGUCGGUUUUAUAAAUUAUAUGAUCUAAAAAUAGAUUGAUGUCCUUUCCUGAAAAUAACAUGUUUGCGUAUUGCGGAACGUGAUUCCGUUAUUUGUGGUUGUCCGUCUUAACGCCGUGGAAUCUAUGGUUGCAAUUGUGUCACUCGACGAUUGUUUACUAUUUUGGGAAAUAUUAAAAGUUUGUUGUGCUUUUUAUUAAUCAUACAGUCGUAUAAUUAAUAGAUAACUACCGGUGGACUGCAGUGUUAAAGUUCUGGAUACAAAUCUCGUGAUAAUUCUAGACAUGUCAUCAUUUCAUAUUAGGAGGUGUUUACGUGAUGAUAUAAAAUGUUUGGUGUGCUAAAUAGUGAUUAUAUUUUGUGAUUAUGUGAUAAAAAGUGUGUUACAUGCUGAAUAUCAAUGUGACGACAACAAGUUCGUGCGCUUGUGCGUGGGGCCAGGCGGGCGGCCCCGGCUCUGGGUGCGCGGGCGCAGCUUCUACGCGGCGCACACGAUGCGCUCCGGCGUUGUGCGCUGGCGAUGUACCAUGGGCGGCUGUGGCUGCAAGGCCUACACCCAGAAAGGAACCCUUCACAAGCUGGUCGGCGAGCACAACCACGCCGGUCGCUGUGGCCGACGCCCGCCAAACAUUCCCGCUGCUCAACUUACUGCCUCCAUUUCAGCUCCUCCCUCAUCGUCCUCUUCCUCCCCUCCCACUCCCCUACUAGUUCCACGUCUGCCUAAUUUUGACCCCAAUGCUUGGAUAGUACGUUAUUAGUACUAUCUCGUAGAAAAUUGUUUUAGCUUCAUAUCAAGAAAGUAGCAAUCAGUUCCGACUCGUGGAACUCGUAUUAGCUUUCAUUUGCAUUCUGUGUUAGAGAGAAAAUGAUUUUUUAUAGGGUUCUACAUGUACAUGUAUAGAAAAAUGUAGGACAAGACACAAUUCAAUAGAAUUGAUAGUAGUGGUCUUGAGUAGUACUAAGUGUGAUCUCGUUAUUUGAGCUCAAAUGUGCCAUAGAAAACAAGUACAACGUUUUGUUACUUACUAAAAUUGUGAUAAUAAGCUCAUACAAGUUAUAUUAACUAUGAUCUCAACUCGCUCUUAGGAUAUGCCAAAUAUGUUGAAUUUUAUAAUUGUGCGUAGAAGGUUGUUUACGAUAGAUACUGUUCUUUUAAAGUAUCAAUUACCUCAUAUAAAAUAUACUACGUUUAGAUAAUUAUUAUAGUACUUAGGUAAUAAGAACGAGUCAGAUUCUCUAGUCUUCCCUAUUUUUAUUCUGUUGUUGUUGCUGUUGUUGUUUAUAACCAUUUCAUUUUUACGGAUAUUGCUCAUCGUCGACGAAUGCCAAAGGCUUGUGCCAAAUUUUCCUGCUCAUGAGAAUUGUUGCUCUAACCAAAAGAAAUGUUUUAUAUGUUUUAUUUUUAUUGUACCCAUAUAGACGGAAAAAAACUUAAUACAUUCCUACAUUUAAUUGUAAAUAUAGAAAUAAUUACAAGCGUGACAUUAAUCGUAAUGGUAAAUUGAAUUAUGAAAAUUAAAGAAAUUUAUUGUCA
Messenger RNA from Helicoverpa zea (corn earworm), 1708 nucleotides. RefSeq lists its product as uncharacterized. The record is from RefSeq and is a predicted model, not a curated record. Lineage: Eukaryota; Metazoa; Arthropoda; Insecta; Lepidoptera; Noctuidae. The transcript is spliced from 2 exons. Bases 562 to 882 code for a protein of 106 amino acids.